AUAAAUCGACUUGAGCGGUGACACAAAGUGAGACGUAUAGAGAAGAAUGGACUGGGGGGACUUGGACCUGCAUCCAUUGUGUCCUAAUACAAUAUGUGACUUCCUUCAGAUGCCAGACACCACAAACACAACACAUGCACAUGCAUGAGAGUUGAAUAGCAGGCAGCGAGGCACCAGGCCCACUUCCUCUGCUGCUGUGGAUGUAGACGAUGGUGGGAGGGUGGAGGAGGGUGGAGGAGGAGGCUGGUACAAACUUCAGUCUCACAUAUUUCAGUUCAGACCUCUGGACUCCAACUGCUGCGCCGUUGCUCUCACUGAUAUCUCAAUAAACUCAGCUGUUCUUCAUCCGUCUGCACACAUUCAGCACAAAAACUCACCACUGGACGACACUAAUGCACCUUUAAACAUCUGGAAAACGUCUGCACAUCUUCUGCCGCCGUACUCAACUCAACAAUAAGCUGCCGAGGAAGAGGAGACUGCAAAUUCCUGCCUGUGUAUCCUGAUUCAGGUGAAUCUCAUACCUGCUGAGCUGAGAGAUAAUCGGUGUGUGCGGAGCGGUAAUCAUCAGCCAUGGCAGACUGGAGCCUGCUGGGAAACUUCCUGGAGGAAGUACAAGAGCACUCUACCUCCGUUGGCAAAGUGUGGCUGACCGUCCUGUUUAUCUUCCGGAUCUUGGUGCUCGGCACCGCAGCUGAGUCGUCGUGGCUAGACGAACAGGAAGACUUCGCCUGCGACACCAUACAGCCGGGCUGCGAGAACGUUUGUUACGACCGAGCCUUCCCCAUAGCACACAUACGAUACUGGGUGCUCCAGAUCGUGUUCGUGUCCACGCCCAGCCUGAUCUACAUGGGCCACGCCAUGCACACUGUGAGGAGAGAGGAGAAGAGGAGGAGCAGAGAGGAAGAGCAAGGAGGAGAUGGAGGAAGGAGAGAGGAGGACCCAGGAGGAGGUGAAGGAGGAGGAGGAGGAGGAGGGAAAAGGAAAGGAGAUAAGGACGAAGGAAAGGAGAAAAGGGAAGGUCUAUCAGCAGGUCGAAUCCGUCUGAGGGGAGCACUGCUGCAGACCUACGUACUGAGCAUACUGAUCCGAACCAUCAUGGAGGUGGUGUUUCUGUGCCUCCAGUACUUCCUGUAUGGCGUCUUCCUCAAUCCUCUGUACGUCUGCAAGGCCUGGCCGUGUCCACAUCCAGUCAACUGUUACGUCUCCAGGCCGACAGAGAAAAACGUCUUCAUCGUGUUCAUGCUGGCCGUGUCGGCCAUCUCUUUAGUCCUCAGCAUGAUCGAGCUGCAUCACCUGGCGUGGAGGCACUGCUGCAGGCGCUUCUUCUUACGAGCGAAGGCCGUCACUCCCGCUAACGCCUCGCUGGCUCGACAGCUCUCUUUGUCGCCUCCGCCGCCGUCAACCCCGCCUCCGGACUUCAGCCAGUGCGUGAUCGGCUCCUCGCACUUCCUGCCCCUUCCUUUCCCCAACCACCGCCUGGCUAACCAACAGAACUCCGAGAACAUGGCCACGGAGAAGCACAAAAUAGCCGCCGCCGUCGAGGAGGUGAGCCUCCUCCAGCUGAAAUGCUACUCGCCCACGUGGCAGGAGCCCGCGAACAAUCAGAGCCAAGAUGGCGGUUACCUGAGGACCGACACGGACUGCCCUCAGAUCCAGAAUGGCGGCGUCGGUCCCGACGGGCUGUUGCUUUGCCCGAAUGGAGCGCUCCUUCAGAAAGACAAGCGGAGAUUCAGCAAAACGAGCGGGACGAGCAGCCGGACGAGAGCAGACGACCUCUCGGUUUAAAAGACGAACCAGACGGAUUAAAAAUAAACAGACAAAAUAUCCAAUUUAACAUCAACGCUAACUCUGUUUUUUCUGUUUUAAUGUUUUUAAGAUGAAGUACGGAAGCCCUAAGCGGUCAUACAAUCAUUUUAUUUACGUGUUUUCUCAAGUUAUUCAUGUCGAAUUAACAAAUUUCGCAAGAUCUCGACAAAACAGGAUAGUCAAGUUUAUUAAAUACCUGCAGGAACAUGACUUAAUUUAUUAGAUUAUACUUUAGCUUUCUCGAGAUCUUGAAUUAAUUAUGCCGUAAUCUCUGAAAAAAACAAAGUUUCGUUAUCUUGAUAUUUCAAGAAAACGAUCCUGUCAUCUCUACAACGACAUUUAUAUAUCGACAUAAUGAAAAGAGACAAAAUGUAUGAAUGUGUGACCGCUUUGGGCUUCCGUAUUGUCGUGAAUCGUGAUGAACGUCAUCUAAACGCAGACGAUCCUUCACAAAUACUGUGAUGUUUUGUCGCCACAAACCCGAGACAGAGAUGAAACUUGAUCAUCAGCUGUAGACAUCUCUGUUGACUGAAGCAGCUAGUUGCUGAUUGCUCUGUAUGACAGUUGAUGCAACGUUCACGUGAAAAGGACGAAUAAUGACAAACGUUGCUUCUUCUGAGGGGAAACACCUUUGACGGGAUUUACUUGUGGACUGAGCCUGAACUCAAACUCUCUGAUUUUACUGGCUUGAAUUUUUCAUUUUCCGGUGAAGUAACAGGAACUUUGUUGAACACAUCAUUUAUUUUGCAGCCGCGCCUCUUUUAACCUCCACUGGUUGCAGACGUGGAAUAUGAAGCACAAAGCCCGACUGUAUCUUCACACCAGCAUGUUUUUACAUUUAAUCUCUUCACUUUAUACUCGAGGUUGGUGACUCCACAUUAUCGCCAUGACUAGUUUUGUUUGCAGAUUACACUCAUCGUAUCAUCAGGUAAUAAACUGUUAGGUAUUUCCUGUAUCGUGCUUUUUAUUAUUCAAUAAUGUGAACGCUGUAAAAGCUUUGCAGAUAAAACUGUAAAGAGUCUGUGUCUAAAUCGCUAAAACCAAACGGCAAACUCCGUGCCUGUGAGUGGAAGUACCAAAAUCUGCAGUUCCUCUAACGUCCACUUGAGGCUGGCUCCAGAAGUGAGUCAGUCUCCAUAAGUCCCCAUGUCCAAAUGUCCAACUUCACAGUAGAAAUAAACAUGUUUACAGCCUGGUACAAAAAACAGUUUUAGUCUCUGUAGCUAAUUUAGAGAGCACGUCCACUGCGUACGUUCUUUAUACAGGCAGUUAUUUUUACUCUACCUCGGCUUUUCAGAUUUCCACUUUCAAUGAACGAGAGCUGGACGAGAGAACGCUGGGAAACACAAUAUUUGUUGAGUUAGGUCCGACAGCUGUUUUUAACUGAUUUUUGGGAGCAGAAUCUAAAACUGAUCUCAGUUUUUCUCCAUCACAUCAAGUUUUUGAACUGUAGGAUCCCCGUUUCCUCAAAAAAUAUGAAAAAUACUGUACUGAACAGAUAUGUGCUUGUUUUCACUAAACCAA
Larimichthys crocea (large yellow croaker) is the source of this 3330-nucleotide messenger RNA. RefSeq names its product gap junction alpha-5 protein. Bases 571 to 1785 code for a protein of 404 amino acids. The record is from RefSeq and is a predicted model, not a curated record. The transcript has 7 exons. Gene Ontology annotation, molecular function: gap junction channel activity involved in atrial cardiac muscle cell-AV node cell electrical coupling. Lineage: Eukaryota; Metazoa; Chordata; Actinopteri; Sciaenidae. Gene Ontology annotation, cellular component: connexin complex. Gene Ontology annotation, biological process: heart development; cell-cell signaling; atrial cardiac muscle cell to AV node cell communication by electrical coupling.